AUGAACCCAGGAGGACCUGAAAUGUGCUAUCAACCACACAUGUCCACUGGCCAAGCGCCGCCGCCGCAAACCGUCACGUCGCACUAUGGGCAUCAGCAGCCUCCGUUAUUACAACCCGUGCCGGCCCAAUACCCCCCCUCGCAGUACGGCAACCAGUAUGGGUACCCCAAUGGCUUGACGCCCCCACCCGCGGGACCGCCGGCAGUGUCCAACCCGAUGGCCACCGGGCAGCCCGUCUUGCCUCUUCCAGGCGUGAGUCCUCCGAUGGGUCCGGGCUCAUAUUCGCAGGGCUAUGACACAACUGGCCAAGUCGCGCCGCCAGGGAUGAAACCUCGUGUGACAGCUACUCUUUGGGAAGAUGAGGGCAGUCUUUGUUUUCAAGUUGAGGCGAGGGGUAUCUGCGUCGCCAGGCGCGAAGACAACCACAUGAUUAACGGCACCAAGCUUCUGAACGUCGCCGGAAUGACUCGCGGACGACGCGACGGCAUCCUCAAGAGCGAGAAGGUUCGGCAUGUGGUAAAAAUUGGCCCUAUGCACCUCAAGGGAGUCUGGAUUCCUUUCGACCGGGCUCUCGACUUCGCCAACAAGGAAAAGAUCACAGAGCUCCUGUAUCCCCUUUUCGUGCAUAAUAUCGGUUCCCUCCUUUGUCAUCCGACCAACUCCAGCCGCGCUACCCAGGUGAUGGCGGCGGCCCAACAACGUCAGAAGCAGGACGGCCUGAGGAAUGGUCAGUCCGCCCUACCGUCCAUCCAGCAGCACCAUCACCAUCAAUUGGCUUUGCCUGGGCCGCAACCUCCACUGUCGUCCCACCCGCCUGCUAUGGGCCGUCCCUCACUGGACCGCUCCCACACCUUUCCCACGCCCCCAACCAGCGCUUCGAGCGUAAUGGGCUCCAUGGGUUCGUCUGAGAGUUUCCAGUGGAACCAGCAGGGAAUGAGCAAUGGCCAGGCACCCGGUCAGAUAUCCAUUGACACGACCCUGAGCAACAAUGCCCGCUCGCUACCCAACACGCCGGCAACCACCCCGCCCGGUUCCACCAUCCAGAGCAUGCAAAACUAUCCGCCGGUUAGCCAGCCGUACGACAACUCACGGCAGAUGUAUCAGGCGCCUCCUUCGCAGCAUCCCACAUACCCCCAAUCGAAUCCGUCGCAGCAAGACCGGCCAAUCUAUGGCCAGACCAAUUAUGUCAAGAACGAAAUGGCUCCACCAUCGAGCAGACACGCCGGUCCUGGUGGCGAACAAGUGGAUUCAAAACAGCCGAACGGUAUCAUGCAUGCAGGCCAGGGCGACGCGGGAGCCCCCACGCAAGCGGAAGAUGAGGCAGACCACGAUCACGAUCCUGAAUAUACCCAUGACAGCGGCGCAUAUGACGCCAACCGGGGUUCUUACAAUUAUAGCGCUCCUCCGGUCGCUUCGUUGCAGAAUGACCACUCUCAUCUGUCGCCUGACAUGUCAGGUUCGCCCCACCAAGCAGGGUCUGGGCGGGCGACGCCGCGCACGGCCGCCCCGCCGCAGCCGUACUACUCGCAGCAGGGAUAUAACACUCCGCCGCGACUCGGACAGCCCUCAAGUAACCUGUAUAAUGUGAUGAGCAACGAACGUGGGCCCUCUAACGGUGCGGCGCCUAGCGAUGUCUACGCAAGCCAAACCGAUAUGGCAAGCUCGAUGCAAAACGGGUACGCGACGCAGCAGCCCGUGAUGAACGGAAGCCAGUCGAUGAAACGGGGGAGGGAGGAUGAGGAUGAGCGACCCUCGAGCGGGGGGACCAUGGACAAGCGUCGCAGAACGAUGAUGGACGGCAGCGGCUCGAUGCCCUCGCCUACCUUCAAUUCGCAGAUGGCUCCGCCGGCACCUGCAAUCACGACUCAACGACGGAGGUAA
Molecule: messenger RNA, 1881 nt
Organism: Canariomyces notabilis
Lineage: Eukaryota; Fungi; Ascomycota; Sordariomycetes; Sordariales; Chaetomiaceae
Product: apses-domain-containing protein
Exons: 3
Coding region: 1-1881 (626 amino acids)
Biological process (GO): positive regulation of transcription by RNA polymerase II
Cellular component (GO): nucleus
Molecular function (GO): DNA-binding transcription factor activity; sequence-specific DNA binding
Source: RefSeq, a predicted model, not a curated record